CCCCAGCCACACAGCAUUCGGAUCUGCUUGAGAGAUCCGUUAAAGCUCUGUUAUCGAUUAUUUAUCGAUAUUAUCGAUUGUGAUUGCUUACGGUGAUUAUCUACAGAGUCGCGUCUAUCGUUGUAAGAGAGGUAAGCCCUCACCAGAGGCUGAGCUUGCUCCUGACAGGCUUGCAAAGAGAGACUCCGUUAUCGAUUAUUUAUCGAUAUUAUCGAUUGUGAUUGCUUACGGUGAUUAUCUACAGAGUCGCGUCUAUCGUUGUAAGAGAGGUAAGCCCUCACCAGAGGCUGAGCUUGCUCCUGACAGGCUUGCAAAGAGAGACUCCGUUAUCGAUUAUUUAUCGAUAUUAUCGAUUGUGAUUGCUUGCUGAUUAGUGACAGCUGAUAACGGUGAUUAUCUACAGAGUAGUCGUCUAUCGUUAUAAGAGAGGUAAGUCACCACCAGAGGCUGAGCUUGCUCCUCCUGACAGGCUUGCAAAGAGAGACUCCGUUAUCGAUUAUUUAUCGAUAUUAUCGAUUGUGAUUGCUUGCUGAUUAGUGACAGCUGAUAACGGUGAUUAUCUACAGAGUCGCGUCUAUCGUUAUAAGAGAGAGUUCCGGCGAUGGGAGACCGCCCUAGCCUACGAGAGGAGGAGGUGGAGGUGGAGAAGGUGGAUGAGGUGGAGGAGGUGGAGGAUGAUGAGGUGGUGGAGGUGAUCAACUUCGGAGCGGGCCCCUCGAAGCUUCCGCGCCCGGUUCUUCUCCAAGCCCAGAGGGAGAUGCUGGACUACCAGGGUCUGGGAAUCAGUGUGAUGGAAAUGAGUCACCGAUCAGCGGAAUUUUCGCGGAUUAUGAAAAACACCGAGGGAUUAAUACGUGACUUGCUGGGCGUCCCCAGCAACUACCGAGUUUUGUUCGCCCAGGGCGGCGGCUCCGGCCAAUUCAGCGCCAUCCCCCUUAACCUGCUCGGACGCUCUGGCUCAGCGGGUGGUGGUGGUGGUGGUGGUAGUGGUGGCUGUGGUGUUGGUGGUAGUGGUAGUGGUGGUGUUAGCGGUGGUGGUAGUGGUGGUGGUAGUAGCAGUGGUGGUAGUGGCUGUGGUGGUGGUGGUGGUGGUAGUGGUGGUGGUGGUGUUGGCUGUGGUGUUAGCGGUGGUGGUGGUGGUGUUAGCGGUGUUGGUGGCUGUGGUGUUGGUGGUGGUGGUGGUGGUCUUAGCAGUGGUGUUGUAGACUUCAUGGUGACUGGGUCGUGGUCCUACAAGGCUGCACAGGAGGCACGCAAGUACGGUGCGGUGCGUCUGGCCCACGAGCCCCUGCAAGAGUACACACGUGUUCCCCUGGACGUGAUUGUGAAUGAAGAUGCCAGCUACCUCUACUACUGCAGCAACGAGACUGUGUACUGUGUGUACUGUAUGUGUACUGUAUGUACUGUAGGUGUUCCCCUGGACGUGAAGGUGAAUGAAGAUGCCAGCUACCUCUACUACUGCAGCAACGAGACGAUUCACGGCGUGGAGUUCCGUCAGCCGCCCAGGCACGCUACUGAUGUCCCGCUGGUGUGUGACAUGUCUUCCAACUUCCUGUCUCGUCCCGUUGAUGUCGGACAGUUUGGUGUGAUCAUGGCAGGUGCUCAGAAGAACGUUGGCUGUGCGGGUGUCACUGUGGUGGUGGCUCGUGGAGACCUCCUGGGCCACGCCCUGGGGCCUUGCCCCGUGGUCAUGGACUACGGCACGCUGGCUCGGGAGGGCUCCCUCUACAACACGCCUCCCUGCUACAGUAUCUACAUCAUGAUGCUGGUGUUGGAGUGGAUCCGGCUGAACGGGGGAGCUGAGGGCAUGGAGGCUCAGAACGUGGCCAAGGCUGAAACGGUCUACUCAGCCAUCGAGAACUCGGAGGGGUUCUACUCUUGUCCCGUGGAGAGAGACAGCCGUAGCCGCAUGAAUGUGCCGUUCCGUCUCCCCUCCGAGUCGCUGGAGAGACUUUUCCUGGAGGGAGCUGCAAGCCUCAAAUUCCUCGGACUCAAGGGACACCGGUCUGUCGGUGGUGUCCGUGCGUCUCUCUACAAUGCAGUGUCUCUGUCAGACGCAGAGAAACUCGCUGGGUACAUGGAGGCGUUUAGACUUAGACAUCAGGAUCACUGCUAACUACCACUAGCUAGCACUACUACAACUAACUAGCACUAACUACCACUAGCACUACUACAACUAACUAGCACUAACUACCACUAGCACUACUACAACUAACUAGCACUAACUAGCACUACUAC
Messenger RNA from Petromyzon marinus (sea lamprey), 2238 nucleotides. Lineage: Eukaryota; Metazoa; Chordata; Hyperoartia; Petromyzontiformes; Petromyzontidae. The record is from RefSeq and is a predicted model, not a curated record.